AUGGUACACAUCGUGUGCGAAACCAGCACCAAGAAGCGUGUCUCGUCCUGUCUGAGCACCUUGGAAACCUUCCUCAUGCAAGACGAGCCCAUCGUGGCAAGUAUGGUAGUGGUGGAGAAAAAGGGCGUCACCGAAGGCGCAGAAAAUGUCAUCAGCGCGAUCAAAAGCAUCAUGGGAAUAACCGAUUUGAAGACGAUCAGCGAGCAUGCCAACUUAUCCGAAAUGGGCAUGAACUCCAUGACCGCGGUUGAAGUAAAGCAGACCCUCGAACGCGACUGUGAAGUCCUCCUAAGCAUUAAAGAAAUCCGAAACAUCACCUUCGCCAAACUAAAAGAGCGGUUAUCCAAAGAAGCAUCCGACCCCGCAGCACCAAGCCUACCCCCACGCGAUAACAUCUUCUUCGCCCACUUCCGCACGGAGGAGGAAUCCAAAAUACCAUUAAAACAACUGGAAAGUUUAGCUAAGAAAGAAGAUGAGGCGCCAUUGGCGAUCUUUCUGCCGGGAAUUGAAGGAGUGGCCGAAUCCAUGGGGUCCUUGGCUAACAAAUUAAAGGCUCAUGUGGAGUGUGUCCAGUACGCAAAUAACGCCAGCGACUUGGAGGCUUUCGUUCAAUCACUUCCAGAGCUAAUACCCCACGUGGAAAAUCACUUCAACCUUGUAGCAUAUUCGUAUGGUUGUGUUGUCGCGUUGGAGCUCGCUUCCAUCUUGGAAAUCCGUGGACUGAUCGGAAAAAUAAUUUUAAUCGACGGUGCACCGGAAAUGCUAAAGGAUCUCAUAAAGAUGCAGUUACCGCCGGAAGAUGAAGUGGAGGCCUCCUUGGAGACCGCCGCACUAUUUAGCCUAAUCACCCCAUAUGUACCGUUGGGGGCAACAGUAGCGCAUCGGAAAACAGUCCGCAAGUUGCGCACCUUGGAGGAACGCGUCGAGUACAUACUCGAAAUGACACCCGAAAUCAUUCCGUACUCGAAAGAGUACCAAAAGCAGGUGUCCAUCGCCGCCUGCGCGAGAGCGAAAGCUGCAUACAAUUACGAGGUGAAGUUUCCCAAGCUGAAGUCGGAGGUGACACUCAUCAAGCCGAACGAAUCGUCCCUCGUAAACUACGAAAAGGACUACCAACUGCAGAAGUUGUGCGAGAAACCUGUUCGAGUUCAUACGGUCGAAGGGACUCACACGACCAUCGUGCAGAAUCCCGUGGUUGCUGACUAUAUCAACAAAAUAAUCAACAAUUAA
This is a messenger RNA of Photinus pyralis (common eastern firefly), 1230 nucleotides long. Its product is annotated as fatty acid synthase-like. The record is from RefSeq and is a predicted model, not a curated record. Gene Ontology annotation, biological process: biosynthetic process. The coding region runs from base 1 to 1230 and encodes 409 amino acids. Lineage: Eukaryota; Metazoa; Arthropoda; Insecta; Coleoptera; Lampyridae. The transcript is spliced from 5 exons.